AUGGCGGACGAAAGCCUACACGUACCGGACACUAGCAUCGAUUUCCAUAUCGUACAGCUGUUCGAGCGGCUCGAGGCGAUGCGCAAGGAACCGGGCCAGAAGCUGUCCCGCUCGCUGCAAGGCCGCAUCAACAUGCAUACCGAGCUGCGCAGUCUGGAGCUUUGGAGGUCUAUUACGUGCGAAAGUUUAGCGUCGUUCUUCUACGUCUUUAUCGUGUGCGGUGCAGCUGCCGGUGCGGGCGUUGGGGCGAGUGUGUCCUCGGUUCUGUUGGCCACCGCCCUUUCCUCGGGUUUUUCCAUGAUUGCCUUGACGCAGUGUUUUUUGCACAUUUCUGGUGCCCACAUUAACCCGGCCGUCUCGAUCGGGAUGCUUGUCUCGCGCCAAAUUUCACCCCUUCGUGCGUUGCUGUACAUCGUGGCCCAAAGUGGAGGAUCGAUUGCUGGAGCAGCCCUGCUGUACGGUGUCACCGUGCCCGGUUAUCAGGGUAAUCUGCAAGCGGCCGUUUCCCACAGCUCAUCCCUAGCCGCCUGGGAGCGAUUUGGCGUCGAGUUUAUCCUGACGUUUGUCGUCGUCCUGGCGUACCUCAUCUCGACCAGCUCGUUCAAGAAGUACUUCGGUUCGUCCGCGAUCGCCAUCGGGGCGGCUUACAGUGCGUGCAGCUUCGUAUCGAUGCCCUAUUUAAAUCCGGCCCGAUCACUCGGUCCUUCGUUUGUGCUCAACAAAUGGGACAAUCACUGGGUGUACUGGGUAGGGCCGCUGGUUGGCGGUGCCGUGUCCGGUGUGCUGCACGAGUUCAUCUUCAGCGCCAAGCGUUCGUCGAAGCGUGCGAAGGACGAUGUCGACUCGAGCCUCAACUCCGAGGACGACAUCAACUAUGACAUGGACCUGGAGAAACCUCAACAACAGCCACCGCAUCCGGGCAAGUAUCACCAGUACCGGCCACCGAGUGGUACCCUGACCGGAAGCCAGCAACGUUACUGCCAAAGUAUCUACACUGCCGAACCGACCUCGAAGGUGGAACGGGUGGAACCGAUCUACGGUGGCACGAAGUCGAUGUACUGCAAGUCACCACCGUUGACGCGAGCCAACCUGAAUCGUUCACAGUCGGUGUACGCCAAAAGUAACACCGCACUGAACCGUGAACUGCCCGUGCGUGCCGGACCGCUCGUACCAGCACAGAGCCUUUACCCGCUGCGAGUAUCUGCCGCACCCCAGACGCACCUCCAGAACCAGAACGUGCAGAACCAGCUGCAGCAGCGGUCGGACAGUAUAUACGGUAUCCGCAGCUCGAUGCGACAACCGGCACCCACCGAUGGCCGGAUGGCGGCCUCCCAAAUGCCACCACAGAUGGCACCACUAGGGGAUGGUCAGGGCUUCCAGCCGAUCUACGGCUCGCGCAACAAUCCCAACUGCUCCACCGAUGCGCUCAAGUUCGAUCGCGAUCCCAACAGCCGCGAUGAUACGCUGAACUCCAAGUUCUCCCGCGGCAACGGAACGAACCGGCCCGAAUCGAUGUACGGUGGUGCUGGGCAACGGCGCAUCCAUUCGGCCCAGUCGGACGAUAGCUCGUACGGUUCGUACCACGGUCCUGGACCGGCACUAACGCCACCGACACGGAAUGCCAGCAACAGUAGCAGCACCUACAACCCGGUCGUAGGUACCGUGCUGCCAAACUACGAACGGAAGACAUCCUCAUCGUCAUCGUCGAACCAACAGCAGCAGCAGCAGCAGCAGCAGCAACAAUCUCAGCAGUCACGUGGUGCUGGUCAGAAUGGGUCUAGCAUACAGUGCACAAGUCUACCACCUCCACCACCACCACUACACCAUACGAUGCCAUACUCCAUGCAUCCCGUGAGACAGAAUUAG
Molecule: messenger RNA, 1866 nt
Organism: Anopheles marshallii
Lineage: Eukaryota; Metazoa; Arthropoda; Insecta; Diptera; Culicidae
Gene: bib
Product: neurogenic protein big brain
Exons: 6
Coding region: 1-1866 (621 amino acids)
Biological process (GO): transmembrane transport
Cellular component (GO): plasma membrane
Molecular function (GO): water channel activity
Source: RefSeq, a predicted model, not a curated record